CUCAAGAGCAUUGACAACUAUGGAGUGCUGUGUCUAGAUAUGGUCUGGUGUAAUCUUCAGCUGCAGAAAAUUGAAUACCUUAAAGAUGCACGAGAAAAGUUAGAAAAUGCUCAGAAGUACUUCAAUGAGUGCUUUGGAGAAAAUCAGGAACGACUCCGGAGACUUGAGGAUGACAGUGGGAGACAUCAGAUAUUGUUCCUUCAGCUCUACGUGCUCUGGGGGGUGUGGUUUUAUUACAACCAGAUGGAGAAAGAUGCUUUGAAAAACCUAGACCAGGCAGAGAAACUACUGAAUAAGUUGAGAUUGAAUGAUUCAGAUGUGGCUGACCUUGUAAAUCAGGGAUUCACCACCUGGGAAGCUCGACUUGCCUUGCGGGCCACUAUGGGCGACGUUGAGGAAGCCAAGGUGCACAUUAAUAAAAGAAGGGAGCAGAGGGCUCAGCAGCAAAGGAGAGAAGCAGACGAAAGAAGGCAGCGCCUCAGCACGCAGGCCACAGGGAGUAAUACAGAUGUGCCUGAGGAGAACAGGAGGUCUGAUCAGGGAAACCAGAAUUCACUUAUGAACACAAAUCCUCCACUGACUGCGGAUACAGUAACAACGCCAACUCCGGGUGAAAACUCAUCUUCAGCCUCACCAGAUCCUUCCUCUCCAUCUCCAGGUGCCCAAGGCAGCUCUGAGGAUGAUGAUGUUCUUCAAGAAAUCCUGGCAUUACUGCCUGAGGAUAAAGACGACUACAUCAAUGUGACCUUGGAGGAAGAGGAAGCUGUCAUCCUUGAGUAUAAGGCCAAACUCACUAAACAAAGCAAGGUGGAGGAAGCGGCCCCAUCUACCCCAAAGAAGGAAAAGACUGAGCCAGAGGCUGAUGCUCCCCCACGAGAUACCGAGAUCUGAACCUGACCCACAGCAGUCUCUGAUGAGCAGCAUUCCCCUAUUUCCCACCUAUGUGCAGAAGAGUGAAUAUGCACAGCUUAAUAUAACUUGUGCACAGCCUGCUUGUCCCCUGCUCUGAAAAAUUCCAAUUGCUAUGUGUCACUGAGCCCAGAGAUAACAUUGCUGAUGACCAGCCAACAUGUAUGAGUCCAAACCUCAUUUAGACGCCACCACAAACAGACAAACAUGGCCCCACCGAUAAUCUAGAUGAACUGCAAAAGUGACAAGAGGCUGUACACACACCCGUACUAUCACCUUCACCUCAUUUCACCAUCACUCCAUUACUUUGCACACCCUAUUUUCUCAGGAACACGUGACCCUCAUGAUUUUACUUCCCAAACUCUUAUCUGUCGGUGAAAUUCAUAUGCUAAUAACAUACCUAUUCUGUAAAUUUAUUCAAACCUCCUUGUGAUUAUCGCAAAUUCUCCUCAGGUUCCACCACUUGGUGUCAUUCACAAGUUUAGAACUUCCUGAGAUUCCCUUCCUAAUAGCAUUGUCUGUACUGACACCAGAUGGAUUCCAAACAGUGGCUCUCUGCCAGUUCCUCAAGGGUAACGAAAGAUGGACAAUAAAUGUGGGUCUUGCUACCACUACCACAUCUGGCUGAAGAGUGUAAAACAAAAAUACACCUGCUCUGGCAUGGCACGGUGGCUCAGUGGUUAGCACCACCAG
Messenger RNA from Rhincodon typus (whale shark), 1602 nucleotides. Its product is annotated as NEDD8 ultimate buster 1-like. Gene Ontology annotation, biological process: regulation of ubiquitin-dependent protein catabolic process. Bases 40 to 891 code for a protein of 283 amino acids. NCBI's taxonomy places the organism in Eukaryota, Metazoa, Chordata, Chondrichthyes, Orectolobiformes, Rhincodontidae. The record is from RefSeq and is a predicted model, not a curated record. Gene Ontology annotation, molecular function: protein binding. The transcript is spliced from 6 exons.